Messenger RNA from Mus musculus (house mouse), 3338 nucleotides. RefSeq names its product GrpE-like 1, mitochondrial (gene Grpel1). The record is from RefSeq and is marked provisional. Gene Ontology annotation, cellular component: mitochondrion; mitochondrial matrix. Gene Ontology annotation, molecular function: protein homodimerization activity; adenyl-nucleotide exchange factor activity; protein-folding chaperone binding. Gene Ontology annotation, biological process: protein folding. NCBI's taxonomy places the organism in Eukaryota, Metazoa, Chordata, Mammalia, Rodentia, Muridae. The transcript has 4 exons. The coding region runs from base 10 to 663 and encodes 217 amino acids.
GGGGCAGUCAUGGCGGCUCGGUGUGUGAGGCUGGCGCGCCGCAGCCUCCCGGCUUUGGCACUGUCGUUCAGGCCUUCUCCUCGCUUGUUGUGCACAGCUACGAAACAGAAGAACAAUGGCCAGAACCUGGACGAGGACUUGGGUCAUUGUGAGCCAAAGACAGAUCCACCCUCUGCAGACAAGACCCUCCUGGAAGAGAAGGCAAAGCUGGAAGAGCAGCUGAGAGAGACCAUGGAAAAAUACAAACGUGCUUUGGCAGAUACUGAGAAUCUACGGCAGAGAAGCCAGAAGCUGGUAGAGGAGGCCAAGUUAUAUGGCAUCCAGGGUUUCUGCAAGGACUUGCUGGAGGUUGCAGACAUCCUGGAGAAGGCAACCCAGAGUGUUCCAAAGGAGGAGAUCAGCAACAACAACCCUCACCUGAAGAGUCUUUAUGAAGGGCUCGUGAUGACUGAAGUCCAGAUUCAGAAGGUGUUCACAAAACACGGCUUGCUCAGGCUUGACCCAAUUGGGGCCAAGUUCGACCCUUACGAACAUGAGGCCUUGUUCCACACCCCUGUGGAGGGGAAAGAACCAGGCACUGUGGCACUAGUUAGUAAGGUGGGCUACAAGCUGCACGGACGCACCCUGAGGCCAGCUUUGGUGGGGGUGGUGAAGGACGCUUAGCUCCCUCCCUCAGGCUCUGGACUUUGUAGGUCACUUGCUAGAACUCGAAGGGCGGGCUUGUAAUUUCUCAUCUGUGAAUUCAUCUGACCCUUGCCCAGCCUUGUUGGAAAUCUUAAGUAAGCUAAGCAGAACAUGAAGCUGCUUGCACAGUCAGGGACUCUGGGAGUCUGGUCACUGAAUUUAGCAUUACCUACUUCAGAAGAGGGCCAUCAGGACCUCGGGAGUAGUAUGCUAACAUUGUAUCUGUUCCACCUGGUGAUUAGUACUUUACACAAAUAAAAGGUCUUUGGCUAUAUCUAUGCUGCACAGUCUACCUCUGAGUACCAAGGCACUGGAAGGGAAGAGCCAGAGCAGGAACACUUGUUGCCAGCGAAAAUAAGACCUUCAAGAGUGCAUAUUCCUUUACAAGUCAGUGUAAAAGUCCUGAGAUUUGGACACCUGCCCUGGCUCUGAAAUGACACGGAGUCCUGGUAUACUUAGUGAUGAGCUGCUUGCACUAUACCUGGGCAGGGUUCUUUCUUAUCUCUUCUAACCCGACCAUGCUGCCUACCACCCAGUCAUGUGCCCAGUUACCUGCUAUCUUAGUCUUGCCCUGGCUGCUCCUGCUCCGUUCAACCUCAUAGUGACACUCUGCCCACUUUCUGGCCAGCCAUUGGCUGAUCAGGUGACAGAAAGCGAUUUUACACAACACAGACGGGAGAUGCUUGAUGAUGCCAGCAUCUGGGCUACAACCAGAUCUCCAGCACAGUAGUCAGCAUCUGAACACAGUUCACAACUGUUCCCCAUCAGACAGUAUUCAGCUAUUGUGAAUGUUAGCCUUCAGACAGGGAAAAGAAGCCAUGAAUUUGAACAUGUUUAGCUCUUUCCCUGUUUAUACUCUUAAGCUGUAACUAAGUAGUUGCUAAGGACAUCAAGCCCUAUCCAGAUAGACCAUAUUGACUGUAAAGCUGCAUGGCUGGCAUGCUUAAACAUUGCCACUUGGGAGGUUGUGGUCAAGGGGAUUAGAAGGCUCGUCUUUUAUCUUCCCACUUUCUGGUACUGGAUUUUGUCAUCUAAUGGAGAUCUGGUAGGCUCCUGAGGAGAAACCCUGGCUUACUCAGCUCACAGCUCUUCAAGCUUGGGGCUGCAGAAGCCUGGGCUCUACGCUGGCCUUACAUACAGUUAUAAUACAGCUCAUGGGAGAAAGCCAGGCAGCCAAAGCCACGACACACAUGAGAAGCUGACUUUAGGCUCCCACCAGCCAAAAGAUUCUUCCCUGUUAUUGCAAGCUCAGAAAAGCUGAUGAAAUGGUGAUGUAAAGGAAGCCAUGCGACAGCAGUGAGUACGGCCUUGAGUAUACCCUUGUGUAGAAGCCAGGGCAGAACAGGCAAAGCCACAGAGGUAGGGGUAUUCUGUUUUGUUACUAAAUUUGAACAAUACAAGUAAUUUUCCCCAAAUUCAAGCUUCCAUCAUCACCGAGUUUCUUCCUUUAAGCUGCCUUGAACUAUUGAAACAAAACAAUAGCCAGGUGGAGGGCAGCCUGACAGCAGAGGCAGUGCCUUCACAUUGCAUAAGUGAAUACACCAUUAGACUCCUUUUCAGCUAAAGCUGCUGAACAGCACAGAGCUCUGCAAGGUCUCGUCAGCUCCAUGUCAGACUGAAGACAAUCUUUCAGAGGCCAGCAAGAUUACUCAGCCAGGAAAGGUGCCCGCUGCCAAGCCUAAUGACCUGAGUUCAGUCUCUGGAAACCCAUGCAGGGAGAGGAGUCCCACUAAACCACAAUAAUGAAGUCUCAGAAUGGUUGACAGCAAACAUGAAGAGGACUUUUAAGUUUGUAUGGCAUUAUGGAGACUGCACAGAUCCAUGGAGACAGUGCCUGCUGUUUUGUAGGAGCCACUUGCAUACUCUGGUUUUGGUGACCUGGCACCAUCAUGACUAACCUAGAUGUGAUAUUUGUAAGUUAAUCAGUCAACACUAACAGGAGUUGUGCACACAUUUCCCCUGGAAAUUCAGGUCUUGCUCCGCCACAUGCAAGCCUAGUGACUGGAAGCAGCAAGGUCAUAGCUGGCAAAGUUGUUGAGUUUGGCUAGCCAGAGGCAGCUGGAAAUGGGCCCUGCUCCAUGGAAAUCAUCUUUGGCACUUUGAGGAUCAGACUCACCGUGAUGUGUAGCUGCAUGGUCCUCAAGACCUUCUGCUAUGCUACAGCAGCUUGUCACCUUGGGUCAGAAGCUGGUUUAACAGCAGAGUGUGCUGAGAAGUUGGAGGAUCAAGAAGCAAACAGACACAACUCUGUUCUCAACAAUUUAAUGUAAAAGAAGAAUAAAAAUGGUAGGGUUUCAGUUCUUCAUACAUUCUUGGAAUGUUGGCCUCCCAGAGAGCAUUAUUUCAAACAGUUGAAGAAUUAUCUAACUUUUCUGACUCAAAGACAAUUUGUUGAAAUUUGAAAAGACUUGGUUCCAUGGGGUUGUAGUAGCUAAUUUAUCAAGAGAAUUAAAUACAAACAUGUCAAUGUCUCAGCUAACAAAAAAUAAUAUGCCAGAAACAGCUGGGGCAGACAGGAGAGCAAACAAUCCUAAUAUUACUUUUCCCUUGUAACAAUAUUAAUACUUGAACAUAAAUUAAUUAUACAUUCAUUAUGGUGUUUUAAAACAGUCACGCCCAAAUAAAUUUAUAUCAUCGAAAGAUGUACACACACU